Molecule: messenger RNA, 2685 nt
Organism: Monosiga brevicollis MX1
Lineage: Eukaryota; Choanoflagellata; Craspedida; Salpingoecidae
Exons: 5
Biological process (GO): translation
Cellular component (GO): mitochondrial small ribosomal subunit; ribosome
Molecular function (GO): RNA binding; structural constituent of ribosome
Source: RefSeq, a predicted model, not a curated record
AUGGAAGCAGUGGAUGCAUCCCAAUUUGGUGUUGCCUUUGGCACCAAUGCGCCACCACGGGCCGGCUCUCGGACUCAACCACCCCACCACGUUUGGCACCGAGCCUACCAAACCUCAACCAAGUGGGAGUCCUAUCGCGGUGACAGCAAGAAAGGUCUUGACUCCCUCAAAGAAAAUGUCAACUCGGCCCUUGUUCUUCUCCAAGCCGAGCCCUUGCUGCAUAUGGCCACCCUCGAUCUAGAGGGCUGCACCGCCGCUGGUAUCCAGGAUAUUUAUGGCGACAUUUCUUCCGACCUGGACUACCUCAUCUACGUCAACGACAUCAUGGUUGACUGGAUCUUACCGUGCUUGAGAGGUGACCUUGCCUCUCGUUUUCAGCGCGAAACAUCACGCCAACGCAUCGUCUUGGGCGCCUGGUUCAAACAGAUGGGCGCCCUCUUCCUCCAGACCACUCGUCACGACAUUACCCAAGCCUCUCAGGCUCUUCGCGACCAACGCAUCCGCAUGGCCGACGACUUUCCUGUCUACCGCUCCUCCAUCACUGCUGCCGUCGACACCCUUCGCAUUGAGGGCGCCUACUCGGCAACCCUCGUCAUCGCCCAACUGGUUGAUGGCCUGCCUUCGAAACUCAGGGACGUGAUUGCAAACCUGUAUCAACCGUCUUGGGAUUUGGGCAAGUUCUUUGAGGUGGUGACUGCUAACCUGCACAAACUCACGCCUGCUGGUGCCCGCGCCGAACUUAAACAGGGUGCCUUUGCUGUUGAGCAUGGUGGAGGGCGCGGGCACGGGCAUGGCCGUGGACGUGGUCGCGGACGCGGUCGUGGACGUGGUCGUGGACGUGGUCGCCAUGGUAUACACCACGGGCCCCACCCAAAGAGUGAUCGCGUCAAUGCCAACUGUGAAUUUUGUCGCAUCUAUGGCCACGAUGUAUCUCAGUGCCGCAAGAAGCGCGCGUACGAGAAGCACAAUGGCAAGCAGUUUGCGGCCCCCAUCAUCAAAUACCUCGACGACAUUGUACUGAUGGGUCCCGCGGAGGACGUGGCGGCCGACGUCGAGAUUGUUAAGGCUCGUGCAGAGUCUGCUGGCCUUCAUCUGCAGCCCAGUAAGAGCCGCUUCUACAUGCCUCGCCACCAUCCCGCUUCCGUCGCUGCUAUCGAGUCUGCCUUGCCAGAUGCCGUGCACGAGACGGCCAACACGGGCAUGACGGUCCCUGGCCUCUUGCGCGCCUUUGAACGACACUAUGCUCGACCCACUACCCACUGCAUUGUCGACAAGUUCUUCAAGGUGAUUGACAUUGAUGUUGGCCAAGGCAUUGUGCAGGGCAACGAGCUAUCGCCCUUCUUCUUUGCCCUGUACUCCUGUGAGGUCCUGGGUCUCCUCGACGCUACCACUGACUACCGCUGCAAGGUCAUCAAAUACCUCGACGACAUUGUACUGAUGGGUCCCGCGGGGGACGUGGCGGCCGACGUGGAGAUUGUCAAGGCUCGUGCAGAGUCUGCUGGCCUUCAUCUGCAGCCCAGUAAGAGCCGCUUCUACAUGCCUCGCCACCAUUCGGCUUCCAUCACUGCUAUCAAGUCUGUAUUGCCAGAUGCCGUGCGCGAGACGGCCAACACGGGCAUGACGGUCUUGGGAACGCCGAUUGGCCGUCGCGAGUGGAUGAAGAAGCAGCUGAACGACAAGGCAAAGCACAUUGCUGGCAAGCUCAAUGACAUGCUGACGACCGGUGUCUCGCUUCAGGCCCUCCUCACGGCCAUGCAGUACGUGCCUAGCCUCAUCAACCACCUCUACACGCUGCCCCCAAGUCUGACGUCGGGCUUGUCCGAGCUCUUGAACCGUGCUUGCAAGGACACCUUUGUCAAAGCCUUUUUGCCAAGCAGCAAGACACCUCAGCCGCGACUAAGCCGCGAGCACCUGCUGACCUGCCGUCCCAUCAAGCGUCACAACGCCCUUCGCGACGAGAUGGGCCGCCUGCUCAGCCCUCGCUCCUUUGCUCAAGUUGUUGCGGCAAUGCCUGCCGCCGCCACUGCCACAUCUUCAGCCCCUACGACCGAGGAUUUGUCAGCAUCGGUGCCCUCUGAGCCAAAUGGCAGCGGGGAGCAACAACCCUCGCCCGAGUCCGCGAGACAGACACAUCAUUCGAUUCCUAACACACCAUCGGAUUUUUUGACCAUGUCUUCGGACGAAAGCGACUCCCCUCCUCGCUCCACCGCACUCCGCGCGCCCACCCCUAUCGCCCCUCCCGCGCAUGAUGGUGCCGGUGACACAAACGGCAGUGUCACGCCUGAGCCAUUGGUGCAAUCACCUACACCCGCUCAAAUGGUGCUGCCAUAUCCAUCGGGUACACAACAAACCCAUUCCGAUCCCUCUCCGCCCUCUGCUUCACCCCCUGCCACUACCAUUUUGCCCGCUGCCAUUUCACAUCCUGUCGAACACAGUGAGCAUGCAAACUCAGCCCCACUUGGCGAAGUCAGUGAGAAUGAAACACACAAUACAGCGGGCGAACACAGUGAGAGUGAGCAAGAUGUUCUUCUCAGCGAUCCCGCUCCGCCCAUCGCUGCCAACGUGCUGGAUGCCCAGCGCAAGGUCCUGCUGAAGACAUCUGGCCACAGGCAACUCCUCGCCUGCCCAUUUGGGCUUUGCAAAUGCAAGGGGCCCCGCCUUGACCGCAAAGCUUGGGUCAAUCAU